Messenger RNA from Cydia fagiglandana, 3009 nucleotides. RefSeq names its product cytochrome P450 9e2-like. Gene Ontology annotation, molecular function: monooxygenase activity; oxidoreductase activity, acting on paired donors, with incorporation or reduction of molecular oxygen; heme binding. The transcript is spliced from 11 exons. NCBI's taxonomy places the organism in Eukaryota, Metazoa, Arthropoda, Insecta, Lepidoptera, Tortricidae. The coding region runs from base 55 to 1647 and encodes 530 amino acids. The record is from RefSeq and is a predicted model, not a curated record.
CGAAUAUCGCUCGGGCUUGUUGUAUUUUUUAUCGCAUAAAACGCCAUACAUAUCAUGUUGCUCUACAUAUGGACCGCAGUUCUGGUAAUAGGCGUAUACCUGUACUUCAAACGGGUUUACUCAAGAUUCAGCAAGCAUGGCAUCAAGCACUUGAAGCCUGUACCCCUGCUGGGGAACAUGAGUCCUAUCAUAUUCAGAAAAAAGCAUUUUAGUUAUGUGAUUGAUGACCUAUAUAACAAGUUUCCUGAAGAAAGGUUUGUGGGCAGCUAUGAAUUCGUAAAGCCGAUAAUAUUCAUUAGAGAUAUUGAGCUUAUCAAGAAGAUCACUGUUAAGGACUUUGAGUAUUUCCUUGAUCAUCGCGUGGCCGUCAAACCAGAAAUGGACCCAUACCUUGGAAGAACCUUGAUCUCUCUAGAAGGCCAAGAAUGGAAGGACAUGCGUUCAAGAUUAAGCCCAGCAUUUACGAGCUCCAAAAUAAAACACAUGCUGCCGUUCAUUGUCGAGGUAGGCAACCAGAUGGUCAAGUCUUUCGAAAAGCAUUUAAAGGAAUCAAAAAAUGGUUACAUAGACAUCGAAGUUAAAGACCUGUCAACCCACUAUGCUAAUGAUGUAAUAGCGUCUAGCGCCUUCGGCCUAAGAGUCGACUCCUACUCGGAUCCCACCAAUGAGUUUCAGAGAAUGGGAAAUAUGAUUAGUAACUUUGGCUUUGAAACCGUACUAAAGUUUUUCGGAUUUGCGUCAGUUCCUUUUCUUAUGAAGCUAAUGAAGAUGAACCUCUUCUCGGCUGAUUUAACGAACUUCUUCAAGCACUUAGUACUUAGCACGAUGAAGGAUCGUGAAACGCACAAUAUUCUGCGACCAGACAUGAUACAUUUACUAAUGGAGGCCAAGAAAGGUAGACUUGUACACGAAGAUUUCACCAAAGAUGCUAAUGCAGGAUUUGCAACAGUAGAAGAAUCUAAUGUCGGCAAAAAGCAAAAUAACACAGCUUGGACAGACGAAGAUCUAGUCGCACAGGCAAUAAUUUUCUUCGUCGCCGGUUUUGAGACCGUCUCCACGGCCAUGACUUUCCUGCUUUACGAGCUGGCCCUCAACCCUGAUGUCCAGGAUAAGUUGGCAGAGGAACUAAGAGAACAUGAGAAGAGCAGUGGCGGCAAGUUUGAUUACAACUCCAUUCAGACCAUGGUUUACUUGGAUAUGGUCGUCUCAGAAUCACUACGACUUUGGCCCCCGGUUGUUGCAACCGACAGAAUUUGCACAAAGGACUACAAUUUGGGCAGAACCAACGAUAAAGCUACUCAAGACUAUAUUAUAAAAAAAGGUGGAGUCAUCAACAUACCAGUAGCGGCGAUACAUCACGAUCCGAAAUACUAUCCAAACCCGAAGAAGUUUGACCCUGAGCGCUUCUCUGAGGAGAACAAGCGUACGAUCCAGCCCUUCACUUAUUUUCCGUUUGGUCUAGGCCCCAGAAACUGCAUUGGGUCACGGUUCGCUCUCUGCGAAGUGAAGGUGAUGGUAUACCAACUCGUCCAGCGCUACGAAUUGAUGCCGUGUGAGAAAACAACCAUCCCCCCUGUGCUGGCCUCGGAUAAUUUGACCAUGAGGAUCAAGGGUGGACAUUGGUUGAGGCUCAAACCAAGGGUCUAAGAUAAAUGUGUAUAAGGCUAGCAUGUAAAAUGUACAUAUGGUUGGGAAAACCGUCAUAUGGUAAGAACUGUAUUUGGGGGUUUUCAGAAAAAAUGUAAUCUUUAUUUUUUUUCGAAAAACUAUCAAAUUUUGUUAUAUUUAGACUCAGAAUCACGAGUAAAGCCUGACAACAGUUUAUUUGACCCUCGCCAUUUUGCGGAUUUUCAAUGGUACUAAUUUCUUUUACUGGCAACAAGUACUCUUUGACAACGAACGUUGGAUGUCAUCGAAUGUCACCGAUGUAAACAAAUAGAAAAUAUCUACGAAUAUAUUCAAAUAUAAACGGUUUUAUUAAAAAAUGACAAAAAAAUAUUCCAAAGAUGUGAAAAAAAUUGUAGUGAAUGCAAUCAAAUACUUACAGCUUAAAAAAGAUGAAGGAUUACAUAGCAUUCCAAUAAACAAUGUUUUAAAGUUGGUUGUUGACAUGACCGGUAUUGACGUUUUAUAGUGCGGUUGUAUUGAACUGGUUAUCGUAUCGUGUAGGAAGUAACUCAACAAAAUUGGAGCAAUUGCUGUGACCAUAUUAAAAAAAUUUAAGAUGAUUAUAGGAAUAAAGGUCCUAUAAUCGAAUUGGAGACUGGACGUUUUAUAAUCGAGGUUAGUGGUCCUGAAAUCGACACAACAUCUGAUGAAAAUCAGACUUCGUCAGAGUCAGAAAACGAACAAUAUAUAUAUAUUGAAUAUUUAGAAUUAGAUUUUGACGAACAGGUAAAUUGAAAGAACCGAAUUCUCUGUAAGCAAUGUUUCUGACAUUAUACGAGUAUCAACAUGAAGCCAAUGCCCACUACCCCAACUAUACAUGACGUACACACAUUAUUGCCAUACGUGAGCUGUUUGCAGCGACACUAUCUCAGGGUUAAAUAAACUGUUGUCAGGCUAUACCUACUAUUGAAUAAGACACAGAAAAAAGUGUCCCCAGUUUUUAUACUAUUGAUUUUGGGUAUCAGUUUCGUAACGGUCUAUACAAAAUGUAUUUAUAUGAAAAUGUGUUACAAAACUGAUAUUUUUUUUCUUUUUUUUUUCGAUAGACUUCGUGAUUUUGAGUAGAAAUAACCCAAAAGUUGAUGGAUUUUCGAAAAAAAGUAAAUGGUACACUUAUAAGUGAUAAUGCCCAUUUGUAUACGGACGUCGCUCAGACAGUAAAAAAGGAAGAGUUUUGCUCUUUAAUCUGCUCUACCGACCUUCUGUGAGUAUAAUUAUGUGUACAAACGCAUGAGUUAGAAGCGACAAAGAGCAUGUAGACGGUCUUAACUGAUAGACUGUCUUUUCACAUUAACUUUAAAUUACUCGUGUAAAUAAUGUAAAUAAAUGUGUGAAAGUAUA